Molecule: messenger RNA, 4064 nt
Organism: Paramecium sonneborni
Lineage: Eukaryota; Ciliophora; Oligohymenophorea; Peniculida; Parameciidae
Source: the annotation of a GenBank genome assembly
CGCCAAUAUUAUGGAUGAAAAAUAUCGAGGAUUGGAAUAAUUAGUAUAGCAAAAGCGAUAAGCUUAACAGUUGAAAAAUCCACCAAAGAAGAAGGAUAAAAUAGAAUAGGACAUAGAUAAUUUCAUUGAGAAUGAUGUUGAUGUUGACGGAUAUUAUGAUAAUGAAGAUUCAUAAGAAGAGGAAAUAAAAUAAUAGGAUGACAAUCAACAAUAGAUAACUCAAUAUAUGGGAUAGAACAAAAAGAAAAAAUAAACAGGUAUUAAGCUGAGUGAUGAUGUGAAUGAGGUGGAAUAAGUAAUUCAAUAAGAAAAAGUAGAAAAAGUAAGUGUAAAAUAAGUAGUUACAAACAGCGAUGAAUUAUAUAAAGCAUAAUUUAAUGAACCUUUAAAGCCUAAAUAACAAAUUCAAGAAGAAGAUUUUGAUGAGUUAUUUAAUUUUUUAGAAGAAUAAGAAAAAGAAAAAUAACAAUCAAUUUAGAAGUAAUAAGUAAAGGAUAUGCAUUAAAAACUAAAACCUCAACAUAGAUAAGUAGAAUUGAAAUUAGAAACUCCUCAAGUGUAAUUCGAUCAAUCUAAAAUAACCUAAACUUAAAUAGUAAAAGGAGAUAGAGAUAUAAAAGAUCUUAUAGAAGAAGAUUAAUCAAUACUUUUUUAUUGGAUUGACAUUUAUGAAGAUCAAAAUAGAUUUCCAGGAAGUUUGUUUGUUUUUGGUAAAGUAAAGAACAAAAAAUUAAAUGUUUAUGAUUCAUGCUCUCUUUAUUUUGAAGAUUAUUACAAAAAAAUAUAUUUAUCAUAUGAGAAUGGAAAAUAUUCUGAUUAAGAAAUAAUAUAAGAGUGUUAAGUUGUUAUGAGGAAAUAUUUAGAAUUAGAAUCGAAAGAUUAUAAUUAUGAGUUUGUUGAGAAGUAAUAUGCAUUUGAGAUUGCAGAUAUUCCUACAACUAAAUAAAAAUAUUUAGAGGUAUCUUACACUUUAAAACAUAAAUCUACAAUGCCAGUAAGAUUAGAGAGUCGUAUUUUUAGAUAUGCAUUAUAAUCUACAUAGACAUUAGUUGAAUAAUUUUUGAUAUAUAAUAAAAUAAGAGGACCUUGUUGGUUAAAAAUAAAAACUGGCAAGACUCUUUAAUCAAAGGAUUUUAGUCUGAAAACCUAACAUCAACUUUAAUUGCCUAAUAAUGGGUUUGAAGUAUAUUAAAAAGAAUUGCCACUUCCAAGUUUAAAAUUAUUAAGUUUUUCUCUUACUUUAUGCAAAAUGGAUAAAGAUGAACAGAUUAUUGCUAUUUCAUACACAGUUUAAAAUAAUAUUGAUUUAAAUGAUGCUGAAAUACCUGAGUAAAUGUAUCAUUAAAUUCUUGCUCGAAUGCCAAAUGAUGCUCCUUUACCUCCUGGAUACAUAAAAGGAUAAAAUAAAUAAGUAAUAGAUUUUGAUUCAGAAAAAUAAAUGUUAUCUUAAUUUUUAUAAAAUGUAGAAUAAAUAGAUCCUGAUGCAUUAGUAGGUCAUGAUAUAUAAAAGAGGUAUCUUGAACAACUUUUUGCCCGUAUUACUAAGUUAAAGGUUAAUGAAUGGAACAGAAUGAAUAGAUUACAAAAGAAGUAUACAGAAUAGAUGCCUAAAUAAAUAUUUUUGAGAAACAAAUAUGUAACUAUUGGUAGAUUAAUUAUUGAUUUAUGGAUUUAAUCAACAAGUAUGAUAAAAAGCAAUGAUUACAGUAUUACAUACUUAGCCAAAGAAUAUUUGAACUAAGAUUGUAAGUAAUUAGAAUCUGAUGUUACUGAGAAAUAUACUUAGAAUCUUGGAGGUUAUUAAACAUUAUUGCAACUAAGUUAGAAAGAGCCUAAAUUUACUAUUUAGAUCAUGUAAAAACUAAAUAUCAUUUCUUUGACUCGACAAUUAACAAAUAUUUGUGGAAAUGUUUGGAACAGAUCUUUACUUAAUCAACGUGCUGAGAGAAAUGAAAUGUUAUUAAUGCAUGAAUUUUAUUUAAAAGGAUUCUUACUACCAGAUAGAAUGAGUAAGAUCAAUUUAUCAGAGGAAGAGAGAGAUCAUUAAAUUAAAGAAUAAGAAUAAAAAAAAACUUAUGGGGGUGGAUUAGUUUUUGAACCAAAAGCAGAUAUUUAUACUUAAUAUGUUUUACUUUUAGAUUUCAACUCAUUAUAUCCAUCAAUUAUUAUGGAAUAUAAUAUUUGUUUCACUACUGUUUAGAGGGAUAAAAUAAACUUUGAAGUUGAUAACACUUAAUUAGAAGAAGAAUCAACAGAGAACAAAAACUAAAAACCUAAGAAGAACAAAAAAAAGAAGGAUGAUAUAAAUUAAGAAGAGAAUAAUUUAGAUUUAUAAAAUGAAGAUUUUAUUGGUUAAGUGGAUCCAGAUGCUGAUAAAGGAAUAUUACCAUAAAUUAUUGAAAAAUUAGUUGAAAUGAGAAAGUAAGCUAAGAAAGAUAUGAGCAGAUCUACAGGGUUAAUGUAAAAAAAUUAUAAUAUAAAAUAAUUGGCUGUUAAAUUAGUUGCAAAUUCAAUCUAUGGUUGUUUGGGAUUUAGCAGUUCUAGAUUUUAUGCAAUUGGAAUAGCUUCAUUAAUUACUAGAAAAGGCAGAGAAAUACUUAUAGAUUCAAAAAAUACUGUUGAAAAAUAGAAUGAUGUAAUCUAUGGUGAUACAGAUUCAAUGAUGAUUUGUGCUAGAUAAGAGAAAAAAUUAGGAGAGAUAUUAUAAUUAGGUACUUAGAUUGCAAAAGAAAUUAAUAAAAAAUACAAAAAAUUGGUUUUAGCUAUUGAUGGAGUCUUUCAUACACUUUUACUAAUAAAGAAAAAGAAGUAUGCAGGAAUUAAAAUUGAUAAUUUAGAAGAUUUAAUUGCUGGAAAAGCUUAGGAAGAAGUCUUGAAAAGAGAAGUUAAAGGUAUUGAUAUUGUAAGAAGAGAAUUUUGUGAUAUAUCUAAGAAAAUUCAAUCUUAUGUUUUAGAUAUACUACUUGAAACUAAAAAUAGAGAUGAUAUACAUGCGAACAUAAUUGAUUUAAUGUAAGAAAUCAGAUAAAUGUUUGAUGGAUUAAAGGGAGAUCCAAAUUUAGAUCCUAAAUAAUUAAUAUUAUAAAAUAAGUUUUUGAAAUAUGAGAUUCCUAUUUCAGAUUUUAUCAUAAUAAAACAAUUAAAUAAAGCUCCACAUGAAUAUGCAGAUAGUUUAAGUCUUCCUCAUGUUUAAGUUGCAUAGCGAAUGGUUAAAUAGGGGAGAUCAUCUUAAAGUUUGGCUCAUCAUUUCAUUCGAUAUGUGAUUUGUGAUGAUCCUAGUUAAAAGAAUAUAUCUUUGAGAGCCUAUACUGUUGAAGAGUUAUAAGAUCGUAAUUUAAGCAUUGACUAUAACUAUUAUCUUUCAACAUAGAUAUUUGAUCCAGUAGUACGACUUUGUAAAAAUGUUUAAGUCAUUUCUAUAUCAGAGUUGUCAUAAAUCUUAGGACUUAAAUCAUAUCAAUAAAAAAUGUAAGAUUAUAUUAAUAUUGCUUAGUAAUUUGAAAUCAGAAUUCUAAGAUGUUUAAUUGGAGGAAAAUUAGGAAGAUUUCUUAGAACAUAUUAAAGGUUUUUCUUUCAAGUGUCCAAUAUGUAAGGAAAAUUAUGAGUACUCAUUAUUUUUUGAUAAACAAAAACUAUUCCUUAAAUAAAUAAGUUGUUAAACCAAAAACAGUUUAUAUAGCCUUGAAAAUUUAAAAUCAAUAUCCAAUCAAACUAAACUCUAAAUUAAAAAGGAUAUUUCUAAUAAUUAUUAUAAAGGAUAUCUUAAGUGUAAGUAAGGUAACACAGAAAACAUUUCAACAAAUUUUUGCCGAAAAGGAAUCUGUUUCGGAAUUUGUUGUGAAAAUAAAUAAGGAAAAAAGUUAGUACAUUUGAUUAAUGAAUAAACUGUUAAUGAACAAGCCAAUCUACUAACAUAAUUUUUAAAUAAAAUCUUAUCAGAGAUCAAUAAAAAAGAAUAAUCAAAUAAAAAUAAAACAAUUAAUUAAAUUCAAGAGGAAAAGUAGUUUACUUAACCAUUUUGCAUUGUGAAAUUAAAUGAAAUUUUAAGAAAAUUUAAAAUUUGA